AAAAGAGUAGUAGUGUAUUUCUCACUUCCAGAUUAGCUUCUUCGCCUUCAAUCAAACUCCUAAAGAGCAGAAAACAGAUAAGCAGAAAAUUUUCUCCGAUUUCUCUCUUUAAUUUUUGGGUAAUGAAAACCCCCAAUACUCAUAUAUUCUACUACUACUAUAUGUCUUCUUCUCACAUAAUACUACUACUCUAUUUCUUCUGCUCUUUAUCUUCAUUUCCGCCCAUUCUCAUAAACAAGGCAUUAUUGGUGACCUUCUAUUUAUUUGUUGGAUGAGAAGAUCUAGGUCACAAUAAAAUCAUGACAGAGAAUACUGAAAUUGAUGACCGCGUGGAUCUUGAUGACGAAAAUUACUCUGAGGAAGAUGAAGAUCCAGAACUGAUAGAAGAUGAUGGAGCUGGAGAAGUCGGUGAUGAAAAUGGUGAAGAGCAAUCAUAUGAUUCCGGAGGUGGGGAUAGUGGGACAGCAGAGUCUCCAGAAGCAGAUAUGGGUGACGUUCCGGAGCCUGCUACAGAUGAAGAAAAGCCUAGUGCUUCUCUUACUGAAGAAGACAAAAAAGAGCAUGCUGAACUUCUUGCUCUCCCUCCGCAUGGGUCUGAGGUUUUCAUUGGUGGGAUUCCUCGAGAUGUUUCUGAUGAAGACUUGAGGGAUCUCUGCGAACCAUUCGGCGAAAUACAUGAGGUCAGGAUCAUGAGAAAUAAGGAUACCGGUGAAAGCAAGGGCUUUGCCUUUGUAGCCUUCACAACAAAAGAUGAGGCACAAAAGGCUAUUGAAGAAUUACAUAGCAAAGAAUUCAAGGGAAAAACCAUAAGGUGUUCACUGUCAGAAACUAAAUACAGAUUGUUCAUUGGUAAUGUACCAAAGAGCUGGUCUGAUGAUGACUUCAGAAAGGUCAUUGAAGAGACUGGCCCUGGUGCAGAAACAAUAGAACUCAUAAAGGAUCCUCAAAACCCAGCACGUAAUAGGGGUUUUGCUUUCGUUGAAUAUUACAAUAAUGCCUGUGCGGAUUACUCGCGGAAAAAAAUGGCAAGUGCAAACUUUAAGCUGGAGGGAAAUUCUCCAACUGUCACAUGGGCUGAUCCAAAGAUUACACAUGAUCAUUCUGCUGCCGCUGCUCAGGUUAAAGCACUUUAUGUGAAAAGCAUUCCAGAAAACACAUCUACUGAACAGUUGAAGGAACUUUUCCAACGCCAUGGUGAUGUCACCAAAGUUGUUAUGCCGCCGGCCAAAAGUGGUGGCAAACGAGACUUCGGAUUUGUCCAUUAUGCAGAAAGGUCAAGCGCACUGAAGGCUGUUAAAGAUGGUGAAACAUAUGAAGUUAAUGGUCAGGUGUUAGAAGUAGUUCUUGCAAAGCCUCAGACUGAAAAGAAGUUCGAUGCAGCAGCCGGUCCUCACAAUGCUAUGCCCCAUCCUAAUUACAUUCCCCAUCCAGGAUAUGGUGCAUUUCCAGUGAAUCCGUAUGGACAUCUGAGUGCUGGUUAUGGUGCUGCUGCUGGGUUCCAACAGCAGCCUAUGAUAUACGGCAGAGGACCGAUGCCAGCAGGUAUGCAGAUGGUGCCAAUGGUUCUACCUGAUGGUCAGAUUGGCUAUGUUCUCCAGCAGCCAGGAGUUCAGGCACCAGCUGUUCGACCUCGGAGGAAUGAUAGGAGUAAUGGUGCUGGUGGACCACAAGGACGAGGAGGAUCCAGUGGUACUGGAGAUGAUUCCAACCGUGGUAGACGUUACCGACCAUACUAGUUCUGGUGAAAUGUUGUACUUGGUAGCAGUUGCUACUUACAUUGAAUGCCAGACCAGUAGCUCAGGACAUCUAUUUCCUACUUCGUCGUUAUUUAUGAAAAAAGAAAACGAAGUUAAAACAGUUAGACCAAUCUCAGCGACUUAAUGUGCAUUGUAACUAAACAAGGAUGUUGGAGAUGCAUUUUGCGUUCCAUAAUCGUUUGUCUGCUUGACUUUUAGUUCAUAAAUUGCUUCUCUAAUGUUG
Nicotiana attenuata is the source of this 1980-nucleotide messenger RNA. Its product is annotated as heterogeneous nuclear ribonucleoprotein Q. Bases 300 to 1736 code for a protein of 478 amino acids. The transcript has 9 exons. Gene Ontology annotation, molecular function: mRNA binding. The record is from RefSeq and is a predicted model, not a curated record. Lineage: Eukaryota; Viridiplantae; Streptophyta; Magnoliopsida; Solanales; Solanaceae. Gene Ontology annotation, cellular component: nucleus.